Molecule: messenger RNA, 558 nt
Organism: Macroventuria anomochaeta
Lineage: Eukaryota; Fungi; Ascomycota; Dothideomycetes; Pleosporales; Didymellaceae
Exons: 1
Coding region: 1-558 (185 amino acids)
Source: RefSeq, a predicted model, not a curated record
AUGGCCACCGCACACCCCAACAUCCAUGCCGUUGCGGACCUCAUCGCACGCGCCAUCGACCCAGCGACCAUCGACCCAACCAAGCUCUCCGUCCUCUCCGUCCUCAAGACAGCAAUGCCCACCGGCACCGGCACCGACAUUGUCUUGCCUACCGGUGAUGUGGCCCCGCAGUGGUACAAGGAUCUGCCUGCGGAUGUCAUGGUGCUGCUGGCGCAGAUGUAUCCCGCGACUCCUACUGUGGCAGUUGCGAUGAGUCAGACUACGAAUGCGAGUUUGAAUGGGACUGAGAUUGCGGUGCAGAAGACAGCAAGUGUGUCUGAGAGCCAGACGACGCUCACCAGAACGCUGGAACUCGUACCCACAUCCACGGCGGCCGCCAACAAGACACUCUCGACAGGCUCACCAAGCGACAACUCAACGAAUGUCACACUUUCUACUGGAGCGCCGAGUCCGACGCAGUCCGUUUUCUCGAUUGGUGCUAAGAAUACUGUUGGGACGGGGAAGUGGUCGGUUGUGAUGGGGUUGGGUGUUGCUGCGGUGUUCUGCUUCUUUGCCUAG